This is a messenger RNA of Dovyalis caffra, 1110 nucleotides long. Lineage: Eukaryota; Viridiplantae; Streptophyta; Magnoliopsida; Malpighiales; Salicaceae. The record is from the annotation of a GenBank genome assembly.
AUGAAUAGCUUGACGCGAUCACAACUCGCACCCCUCGACUCACCCGAUUCACACCGAUUUUUCACCACCACCACCACCAUCAAAAAAUUCUCUCUCCGCCACCACCAAACCACUCUCAAUUUCAUUCACUCCAUCUACCCACCCCCGAAAUUCCCCAAAACUAUAGCCUUAGCCAUCAUAACAACCAACCCGAUAAUCCCCGACCCAAACCCGAAUACAAUGGAUCCAAACCCUUCUAGUGAGGAUUUUGUUCAUAUCGAAAACCCUAGCAAUAAUGACCAUCCUUUAAGCGAAAGCAUAGUUGAUGUUGCUAAUGAACUUAGCGAAGAUGAUAACAAAAACGACGCCGUGGUGGAGAGGAAGGAGCUACCCGAGGAACUUUCUAGAAGCGUAAUGGUUCUCACGUGCGAGUCAAAAGCUGAUGGUGGAACUUGUGUUGUGUAUUUAGUUGGCACUGCUCAUGUUUCUCAGGAAUCAUGCAGGCAAGUACAAGCUGUAAUCAGUUACUUGAAACCACAGGUUGUAUUUCUGGAAUUGUGUGCGAGUAGAGUGGCUGUGCUUACCCCUCAGAAUUUAAAGGUGCCGACGAUGGGGGAAAUGAUAGAGAUGUGGAAGAAAAAUCAUAACACAUUUGGAAUUAUUUAUGGCUGGUUUCUUGCCAAGGUUGCUGAUAAGCUUGAAGUCUUUCCUGGUUCUGAGUUCCGGAUAGCAUUUGAAGAAGCGAGAAAGUAUGAGGGUAAGGUAGUUCUUGGUGAUCGUCCUGUACAGCUAAAAGAAAUGGAUGAUGUGGACAGGCUGACUCUAGUCAUUCAAGAAAUGAGCAAGCAGUUCCCCACUCUAAUGGACACCCUUGUGCACGAGCGAGAUCAGUACAUGUCGUCCACCCUGCUAAGAAUUGCUAAAGAACACACUUCAGUUGUUGCAGUCGUUGGAAAGGGGCAUUUGCAAGGGAUUAAGAAGCAUUGGGAGCAACCUAUUGAGUUGAAGGAUCUCAUGGAACUUCCUUCACAGAAACCAGCUGUUUCAGCUCGAAAGGCUCUUGUAUCUCUAGGUGCUGCAGUUGCUUUUGUGACUAUUGUUUCUGGCUUUUAUCUUUCACGCAAGAAAUAG